ACCCAGUAGUAUGAAAAUUUCCAGAAGACGAAACGGUAAAGCUAAUAAAGACACAGAUCCUGAGCAUUCGUCAAAUUCAAGUGAGGAUGACAGUUCAGUUGGAUCAGAAGAUGAUGGAAGUGAAAUUGAAUCUUUGAAAUCUGCAUCAAGGAAAGUCAAGAGACACAGCUGGCUACCAGAGGAGGAUAAAGCCAUACAAUCAUAUUUCAAGGAAGAUAUCAACGAUUUCGAAAACGAGGGGAAUGCAGGACCAUUACACGUGGCAAAUAAAAUAAAAAAAUUCCUUACCAAGAAUCCAAACAUUCUAAGGGAUUAUCCAACUGGGGAGAAAACCAAGAAGAUCAGGACAAAAGUGAUUAAUCUGAGGAGACAAAGGAGGCUGAAAUACAAGAAGGGAGUACAAAAGCUUUCAGUUUGAUUUUUUUCUGUCAAGGAAGUUUUAAAAAUAUACUGACACGCAAAAGAAAUGCAACAAGCAGUUAACAACAAAUGAAUUUUUCAUUGAAUGGUCUCUAAAAAAUGAAUUCAAUUUGUUAAAAUGUACACUCAAAAACAUCAGAGAUUUGUUUUAUUCGUUGAAACCUUUGAAAAAAACACAUGACUCUUUACCCCUCCGGCCAACCACUCAUUUACAGUAUGCAAGUCUACCAUGCACAACAACAGCUUAUUUGUAUAAUGCAUAAAUUAAGUUUAUAAAUCUAUUGAUUUGAGCAAUAAAAAUAUUCUUUUGAUUUUUUAAGUUCCCCUUUUCCUGAAGCUGAGGUCGGGUUUUCCUUGCUCUGGCACAAUGUAGUAACCCUUGGAAUUCUAGUCCCAGGAUCAUGAAAAAAACUUAAGUUCAACAUUAUACACACAGGCUUGAUGAGUCAUGAUUCUAUCUAUACCUUUAUUUUGAGAAUUUCCAUAUUAAGUGAUUUGCAAUUUGUAAAAAAAUGUUCUUACUUUUUAGAUCAGAGCUAUACUUUAUUUAG
Saccostrea cuccullata (small rock oyster) is the source of this 971-nucleotide messenger RNA. RefSeq lists its product as uncharacterized. The transcript is spliced from 3 exons. The record is from RefSeq and is a predicted model, not a curated record. The coding region runs from base 11 to 418 and encodes 135 amino acids. NCBI's taxonomy places the organism in Eukaryota, Metazoa, Mollusca, Bivalvia, Ostreida, Ostreidae.